Molecule: messenger RNA, 2328 nt
Organism: Penicillium coprophilum
Lineage: Eukaryota; Fungi; Ascomycota; Eurotiomycetes; Eurotiales; Aspergillaceae
Exons: 13
Coding region: 1-2328 (775 amino acids)
Biological process (GO): transmembrane transport
Molecular function (GO): oligopeptide transmembrane transporter activity
Source: RefSeq, a predicted model, not a curated record
AUGGCGAGCUCGAAAGAUCCUGCCAAAGACCUAAAUAUAUCCGAGGCACGGGCGCCAGAUCUCGAAUCCGAACAUACUAAUCAAGACCCUGGAGAAUGGCUGUACAAAUCUGAUAGAGCAGAGCUCACAGAACUCACGCCGGUCGAGGCGUUCAAAUGGAAUGUGGAGGGUGACCAGUCGCCUUUUCCGGAGGUUGCGGCUUGUGUGUCCAACAAAGAUGAUCCCACCAUCGCUUGCAAUACUGUUCGGGCUUGGAUAUUGAUGACGGUCUUUGUCAUCCUUUUCUCCGGGGUCAAUCAAUUUUUCGGCCUGCGAUAUCCUUCCCUCACAAUAGGCUAUGUUGUGGCUCAAAUCCUCGUUUUCCCAAUUGGGCGAGCAUGGGAGAAGCUUCCACGAUGGAGGGUUCCCCUUGGAAAACUUACAUUCGAUGUCAACCCAGGAAAAUUUACCAUUAAGGAGCAUGCCUUCAUCGUUAUUUGUGUCAACAUCAGUGCCACCACAGCUUACGCGCAAGGGGCCCUGGUCGCAAUUGUCAGUCCUGUAUAUUGGAACCGUGACCUUGGAGCCGGAUUCUCAUUUCUAUACCUUUUGACAACCCAAAUGAUUGGAUUUGGCCUGACAGGCCUCGCCCGCCGUUGGAUUGUUUACCCUGCUGCUUUGGUCUGGCCUACUUCUCUGUCAUCCACUGUGCUUUUUCGGGCAUUACACGAGCCUGAAAGCCGUACGCCUGCCAAUGGCUGGACUAUGAGUCGGUACCGCUUUUUUGCCUAUGUCACAGCGUUUGCAUUUGUGCUAUUCUGGUUCCCGGACUACAUCUGGACAAGUUUGAGCACAUUCGCUUUUGUGACGUGGAUUGCGCCUCAGAACCAGAAGGUCAACACGAUAUUCGGAAUGAAUUCCGGAUUAGGUCUGAUACCUAUCAGCAUUGACUGGACACAAAUCAACUACGCCGGUUUCCCCCUCAUGACCCCCUUCUAUAUCACAUGCAACGCCUUUGCUGUCGUCGUGUUCUUCUACCUUUUCUUAUCGCCAAUUCUGUAUUACUCUAAUGUGUGGUACAGCGCGUAUCUUCCUCUCCUCUCUUCAGGCACAUUCGACAAUACGGGAAACUCAUAUAAUGUAUCUCGUGUGCUCGAUGCAUCUCUAGACUUUAGCGAGAGCAAGUACAAGGAAUACUCCCCUAUGUAUAUCUCAAUGUCUUAUUCUCUGACCUAUGGACUAUCUUUCGCUGCUGUUACCGCGAUCGUGGUGCACACCUAUCUUUACAAUGGCACUGAAAUUUGGGCCAGGCUCAAAAAUGCACAACAUGGAGGUGAGGAUGUCCACCGUCGGCUGAUGCGUCAAUAUAAAGAGGUUCCAGAAUGGUGGUACGGAGUCCUCACGGUGGUCGUGUUGGGACUUGGUAUUUUGACGACCAAAUACUGGGACACUGAACUGCCGGUUUGGGGCUUCAUCGUGGUCUGCUUUGGAUUAGCAGUGCUUCUAAUUGUUCCUGAGGGUAUCUUGCAAGGAACGACAAAUCAGCGCGUGUUCCUGAAUAUCAUCACGGAGAUGAUCGCCGGAUACGCCUGGCCCGGAAAGCCUAUCGCUAAUCUGAUGGUGAAGUGCUACGGGUAUAAUGCAGUCAAACACGGCAUGGAUUUUGCUCAGGAUUUGAAGCUCGGGCAAUAUAUGAAAAUUCCUCCGCGUGUUUUGUUCUUCGGUCAGAUCUAUGCUAGUAUUCUAGCUACAGCGACUCAAACUGGAGUACUACGAUGGAUGAUGGGACACAUUUCUGAGCUGUGUGAACCGAGUAACAAACAACGCUUCACGUGCAACGGUGCCAAAGUGAUGUACAACGCUUCCUUAAUUUGGGGCACCAUUGGUCCUCAACGGAUGUUCCAGUCUGGACAGGUGUACAAUGGCCUUGUCUACUUCUUUCUCAUAGGGCCCGUUGUUACUGUGCUUGUGUACCUCACUUACCGCCGCUAUCCAAACAGCUGGGUUCGCUACAUCAACGUUCCAAUCUUCUUCAAUGCGGCUGGUAAUAUUCCUCCAGCAAACACCACCCAAUAUUCCCUCUGGUUCAUAGUCGGUUUUGUCUUCAAUUAUCUGAUUCGCAAGCGUGCAUUUGACUGGUGGAAGCGUUACAACUAUUUACUCCAAGCAGCCAUGGAUACUGGCACUGCUAUCGCGACAAUCAUCAUUUUCUUCGCGUUGGGCUACCACGCUAUCACUUUCAAUUGGUGGGGAAACACUGUGGGAUCAAAUACAGCGGAUGCAAAUUCUGUCCCUUGGUUGACUGUUCCCAAAGGAAGCUUUUUCGGAAAGGGGCCUGGUGAUUUCUGA